Molecule: messenger RNA, 3761 nt
Organism: Xyrauchen texanus (razorback sucker)
Lineage: Eukaryota; Metazoa; Chordata; Actinopteri; Cypriniformes; Catostomidae
Product: zinc finger MIZ domain-containing protein 2-like
Biological process (GO): regulation of transcription by RNA polymerase II; protein sumoylation
Molecular function (GO): zinc ion binding; SUMO ligase activity
Source: RefSeq, a predicted model, not a curated record
AGGAGGACGCUCGCAGUUAACUGCCUGCUAGGUUGAGGAGAGUUGGGGUGCCCCGUAGACCCCUAGAUUCCUCCGAUGAACCCCAUCAACUCCAUGAAACCUGCCCUGCCUCCAACGCCACAUAGUGACGCCUCUUACCUAUAUGAUCCUGUCCCCUGGCAGCAAGGCCCCAAUCAGCCUGCAGGCUCCCUCUCUGUGGUAACCACAGUGUGGGGGGUAACCAAUCCUUCACCCAGCCAGGUUUUUGGCGCUCCCAUGGGUCCAGGCGGAAACUCAGCCGGUGGUCACAUGAUGCCUGGCAACAGCCCAGGCAUGAACUCCCCUCAGUUUAUGGGCCAGCAGGGCUACCCUGAGCCCAACAAGGGCUACAUGCAACAGGGCAUGUACGGGCGUCCCAGUGGAGGAUAUUCAGCCGGGCCUGGAUAUGGGGGCAGUUACCCCAAUAAUGGAGGAGGAUCCCUGGGGAUGCCACCCCAUGGUGUUCGCCCGCCCAACGACUUCACCCAAGCAGCCGCUGCAGCAGCUGUGGCCGCCGCCGCCGCCACGGCGACAGCCACCGCCACGGCAACAGUCGCCGCGAUACAGGAGAAGCAAAACCAAGAACUAAACUACGGGCCUAUGGGUGGCGCUUCCUCUUACAAUACCCAGUUCCUGUCGCACUCCGGGCCCCGCGGCCCGCCCGGCAUGACCCCGUCCGGAAUGGUCGGCUCCAGACCCCCUUCCAUGGGACCCAUGUACACACAGCAGGGCCAGAGGUUGCCUCAGCAUCCCGUCUAUUCUGGAGGCCAGCAGGGUCCUCCGCGACACCAGCAGGGUCUGAAACGCCCCUACAACUCCGACGGAUUUCCGGGUCAGCAGUAUGGUCCCGGAAUGGGAGCUGGGGGCCCAUACCCAGGCCAGCCCAUGCAGUACCAUGGUCCUGGACCCCAGCGGUCUGCCCCUUCACCAUCUUACCCAGCCCAUCGAAUGCCCCUCCAACAACCCAAUAUGGGCCAGUAUCCUGCAGGACCAGGAAACCCCAGCCAGUUCUACAAGGACCAGUUUAACGGACAAGGCAACAGCCACAACAGCCUAUCCUCUGGAGUGACGGGAGCUGGAUACAACACCUUCAACCAGGCCUCUGUCAAUGGGCCCGGGCGUGCAAUGACAGGAUAUCCCAGCUCUCCUCUCCCAGGAAACCCCACUCCUCCUAUGACCCCUGGCAGUUCAAUGCCCCCGUAUAUGUCCCCCGGCCAAGAUGUCAAAUCGCCCUUCCUCCAUGAUGUCAAGCCCAAUAUCAACUCUCUGCAGCCCCCUACAGGGAACCCCAGUGAUGACCUCCGCCUGACGUUCCCAGUAAGGGACGGCGUUGUGUUAGAACCCUUCAGACUGGAGCACAACCUGGCCGUCAGCAACCAUGUCUUCCAGCUGCGAGACUCCGUCUACAAGACACUUAUGAUGAGGCCAGACCUGGAGCUGCAGUUUAAGUGCUAUCACCAUGAAGACCGGCAGAUGAACACCAACUGGCCGGCAUCAGUGCAGGUGAGCGUCAACGCCACACCUCUCACCAUCGAGCGCGGGGACAACAAGACGUCCCACAAACCCCUGUACCUAAAGCAUGUGUGCCAGCCGGGACGCAACACCAUCCAGAUCACAGUCACGGCCUGCUGCUGUUCUCAUCUGUUCGUGCUGCAGCUGGUUCACAGGCCAUCUGUGCGCUCUGUGCUUCAAGGUCUCAUGAAGAAGAGACUCCUGCCAGCUGAGCACUGUGUCACUAAGAUUAAGAGGAACUUCAGUAGUGGCACCAUUCCCGGAACUCCCGGUCUUAACGGCGAGGACGUGGAGCAGACGGCCAUCAAGGUGUCGCUCAAGUGUCCAAUCACCUUCCGGCGCAUUCAGCUCCCUGCCAGGGGCCACGACUGCAGACACAUACAGUGCUUUGACCUGGAGUCCUACCUGCAGCUGAACUGUGAGAGAGGAACUUGGCGGUGUCCUGUGUGCAAUAAGACGGCUCUUUUGGAGGGGCUAGAAGUGGACCAGUACAUGUUGGGAAUUCUUAUUUACAUCCAAAAUUCGGACUAUGAGGAGAUCACCAUUGAUCCAGUGUGCAGCUGGAAGCCAGUUCCGGUGAAACCAGACCUGCACAUUAAAGAGGACCCAGACGGUCCUGCCCUGAAACGCUGUCGCACCCUGAGCCCUAGUCACAUGAUCUUGCCCAGCGUCAUGGAGAUGAUUGCAGCCCUGGGACCUACCUCCUCGCCCUACCUGUCUCUACCGCAAGGUGGCAGCAGCAGCACACCUGAUUAUCCCAGCCAAGGUGGCUCAGGUUACUCUAACCAGCCAGGCUUUUCGGACUUUCCCAAUGCUCCGGGCACCCCCACCCUGGGGGAGUUUGCUUCCGGGCCGCCCCCUCUCUCUUACCAAUCUGACCUGCCUAGUGGACUCCUCACCCCGGAAAAACCUGUGGGACAUCCAAUGUCUGGACAGAUUCCCCACUCUAGUCGCAUGGACCCUUCCCACAAUCCCCUCCAACAGCAGCAACAACCGCAGCAUCAAGCUCUCCAUGGAAACUCAAACAUGGGUGGCCCUGGUGGACACAUGCACUCCCGAAACUCCUCUCAGAAUCCCCGGCUGCACACAGACAGCUUUGGGCUUGGCAGCCCCGGAGGGCCUGGAGACGUUCCAGAGCCUGCCCUCGAUCUUCUCCCAGAGCUGACAAACCCCGAUGAGUUACUGUCCUACUUGGGACCGCCCGACCUCCCCAACAACAGUAACGAUGACCUGCUCUCCCUGUUCGAGAGCAACUGAGCCCCAUCCCACUCAUCCAUCAGCCUACAGCAGCUGUCCAACAGACAGCCUCCCUAAUCCCGCAUACUCUCGGCUCAUCUUGGGGAGGUUUGGGAAGUGUAAUAGAUAAGUUUCCUCCUGAGACUGGAAUGCAGUGACUCAUGGGAAGGUGCAACAAAGAUCCUUUUUAUUUUCCUGUGACAGUGUUGCUGUUUGUCUGCUUAUCUAAACUCUCAAGAUUUUGUGAAUUUCGGGUUCGAAAGAGUUCCUUUCUCUCAAAUCAUUUGUAGAAAGACGCCUCAACUCGCAUCUGACUCAUGUGGUGUAAAUUGCAUUAUGUGGGGGCGGGUGGGACGGGGUCCCGGUAUUGUUUGUUUCUCAUUGCAGGUUCUGUUUUAAAUCUGAAUUAGAUGAGGAAUCAAUUCUAGGGCUGAUCAAAAACAACAUGGGCGAAACCAAAGUCUCUCACUUUUGUGAACUUGAAUGAAAUACAUUUGAUAAACAGGUUAAACUUGCUGUUAAGUAUGCUGUAAAUCACAAAUGCGGCUUACCUUGAGAGUUGAAACCUAAUUUUCUUAAUGAACAGGAAGUUUUUUUUUUUUGCCUAAAAAUGACCACAAAGCGAGCUCGAUGUGAUGGUCUUUAACCACCAAUCAGUUGAUAUUAAAAAGUGUGUUACUUGCAGGACACUUCAAGUGUAGCCUUUUCAAACAUGAUAACCGGAGCCGUCACAAUAAGUCAGAAUUUAAACAGUAGCAUUAAAGAUGUGCACUAUCACAUUUCCUUUUUUCCUCGCCAAGAGGCGGUCAGUUAGAUGCACAUACCAGAUUUGCCUAAGGCUGCAAACAAAAACGAUGAAGGCAGUUAAUCAGUCAUUUUAUGUAACACCCACACAUGCGCACCACACUUGCUAUGUGUUUUGGCACAAACUUAAAAUAAUUUUAUGCCACUCCCUGCUCUAAAAAACUUGUCUGUUUUGCUGUGUCUUUGUUUAC